AUGGGACCCAGCAUCCUUGUGCUCCUGUGUGUUAUUGGGCUCGGCCACGGGGCCUCGGAGAAGAUUUAUAACGGCACGGAGUGCGACCCUCACUCGCAGCCCUGGCAGGUGGGGCUGUUUGAAGGUGCCAACCUGCGCUGUGGGGGCGUCCUCAUUGACCGGAGGUGGGUCCUCACGGCUGCCCACUGCAGCGGCAGCAGGUACUGGGUGCGCCUGGGGGAGCACAGCCUCAGCCACCUGGACUGGACCGAGCAGAUCCGGCGAAGCUACUUCUCCGUGACCCACCCCGGCUACGAGGGCCCGCAGAGGAGCCAUGAGCACGAUCUGCGGCUCCUGAGGCUGGGCACCCCCGCCCGCCUGACCCGCAGCGUCCAGCCCCUGGCCCUGCCCACCUCCUGCGCCGCCGCUGGCACCGAGUGCCACAUCUCCGGCUGGGGCACCACCAACCGGCCGUGGAGCCCAUUUCCAGACAAGCUGCAGUGCCUCAACAUCUCCAUCGUCUCCAGCACCAUUUGCCGAGCAGUGUUCCCCGGGAGAAUCACAGACAACAUGGUGUGUGCGGGCGGCAACAUGGGAAAGGAUGCCUGCCAGGGUGACUCCGGCGGCCCCCUGGUGUGCGGAGGCGUCCUUCAGGGCCUGGUGUCCUGGGGGUCCGUGGGGCCCUGCGGCCAAGAAGGCAUCCCAGGGGUCUACACCAACAUCUGCAAAUAUGUGGACUGGAUCCUGGGGGUCAUCAAGGACAACUGA
Molecule: messenger RNA, 747 nt
Organism: Pipistrellus nathusii (Nathusius's pipistrelle)
Lineage: Eukaryota; Metazoa; Chordata; Mammalia; Chiroptera; Vespertilionidae
Source: the annotation of a GenBank genome assembly